Molecule: messenger RNA, 1096 nt
Organism: Chiroxiphia lanceolata (lance-tailed manakin)
Lineage: Eukaryota; Metazoa; Chordata; Aves; Passeriformes; Pipridae
Gene: PAX9
Product: paired box 9
Exons: 4
Coding region: 71-1096 (341 amino acids)
Biological process (GO): anatomical structure development; regulation of transcription by RNA polymerase II
Molecular function (GO): RNA polymerase II cis-regulatory region sequence-specific DNA binding; DNA-binding transcription factor activity, RNA polymerase II-specific
Source: RefSeq, a predicted model, not a curated record
GCGAGCCGGUGGCCGGGCAUAGGGAUUCGUUGGGAUUUAGGGCCGCCCUCGAGGUGCCCCGCUCAGAGGAAUGGAACCUGCCUUCGGGGAAGUCAACCAGCUCGGAGGGGUGUUUGUCAACGGGAGACCCCUGCCCAAUGCCAUCAGGUUGCGGAUUGUGGAACUGGCACAACUGGGUAUCAGACCGUGUGACAUUAGCCGGCAGCUCCGCGUUUCCCACGGCUGUGUCAGCAAAAUCCUAGCUCGCUACAACGAGACCGGCUCCAUCCUACCGGGGGCUAUCGGAGGCAGCAAGCCUCGGGUCACCACUCCCACGGUGGUAAAACAUAUCCGGACCUACAAACAAAGGGAUCCGGGCAUCUUCGCCUGGGAGAUCCGGGAUCGCCUGCUGGCCGAUGGCGUAUGUGACAAGUACAACGUGCCGUCGGUCAGCUCCAUCAGCCGUAUCCUCCGGAACAAAAUCGGGAACCUCUCUCAGCAGAGUCACUACGAGUCCUACAAGCAGCACCAGCCGCCCCCACAGCCUGCUCUGCCCUACAACCACAUCUACCCCUAUCCCAGCCCCAUCGCUGCUGCAGGAGCCAAGGUGUCCACCCCUCCCGGGGUUCCGGCGAUCCCCAGCACCAUGGCCAUGCCCAGGACGUGGCCGUCCUCUCACUCAGUGACGGACAUCCUGGGGAUCCGGUCCAUCACAGACCAAGUGAGCGACACUUCGCCUUACCCCAGCCCCAAGGUGGAGGAAUGGAGCAGCCUGGGCCGAAACAGCUUCCACCCGCCGGCCCAGCACUCCGUGAACGGGUUGGAGAAGAGCUCCCUUGAGCAGGAGGCCAAGUACAGCCAGGCACCCAAUGGCCUCCCAGCCGUCAGCAGUUUUGUGUCGGCACCAGCUAUGCCUCCCUAUGCCACACCAGCCCAAGUGUCACCUUACAUGACGUACAGCGCCACUCCAUCUAGCUAUAUGGCACCCCAUGGCUGGCAGCACGCUGGAGGCACCCCGUUGUCCCCUCACAGUUGCGAUAUCCCUGCCUCGCUGGCAUUCAAGGGCAUGCAGACAGCCAGGGAGGGGACCCACUCUGUCACAGCCUCUGCUCUCUGA